Messenger RNA from Trichoderma aggressivum f. europaeum, 531 nucleotides. RefSeq lists its product as uncharacterized. Lineage: Eukaryota; Fungi; Ascomycota; Sordariomycetes; Hypocreales; Hypocreaceae. The record is from RefSeq and is a predicted model, not a curated record. Bases 1 to 531 code for a protein of 176 amino acids. Gene Ontology annotation, biological process: translation. The transcript is spliced from 3 exons. Gene Ontology annotation, molecular function: structural constituent of ribosome. Gene Ontology annotation, cellular component: cytosolic large ribosomal subunit; ribosome.
AUGCAAUCAGGUCGCCUUCAGGAGUACGAGGUCAUUGGCCGCCACUUGCCCACCGAGGCCAACCCUACCCCGGCCAUGUACCGGAUGACCAUCUUCGCCCCUAACGAGACGGUCGCCAAGUCCCGUUACUGGUACUUCUUGCGUGGUCUCAAGAAGGUCAAGAAGGCCACCGGUGAGAUCGUCAGCAUCAAGGCGAUCCACGAGAAGCACCCCGAGAAGGUCAAGAACUUCGGUAUCUGGCUGCGAUACGACUCUCGCUCUGGCACUCACAACAUGUACAAGGAGUACAGAGAGCUGACCAGAACCGAUGCCGUCGAGUCCCUGUACUCUGACAUGGCCGCCCGCCACCGUGCUCGUUUCAGGUCCAUCCACAUCCUCCGUGUUGUUGAGGUCGAGAAGAUUGCCGACAUCAAGCGCCCCUACAUCAAGCAGCUGGUUACCAAGAACCUGAAGUUCCCUCUCCCCCACCGCAUCACCAAGACCAGCACCCAGAAGCUGUUCAGCGCGAAGCGACCUUCCACUUUCGCUUAG